AUGGCAUCGCGAGUCGUUCUGUUGCUGAUUCUUGGACUAUCUCUAGGACGAGGUGACAAGUUGUCAAGCGGGACAAACAUCAGCAAAGUGCUUCCAAAGCUCAAAAACUCUGAUCUGAAGAAGCUUGAGUGUGCCUUAUUGUCUACUACUAUUGAAGGCAGUCCUCUCAAUCUGGACUCUAUUACAAAUGCUAUAUUAAAUGAUGAUUUUGAGCAGAAUAUUGGCUUAAUACUGGAAUUAGGAAACGCUGUUCGAGUUCCGGAGCUGAAGCACGCCAUCUACGAGAUUCUGUGGAAGGAAUGUAAGAGAUAUUAUGCGCUCUAUGAGCCCAGAUAUAUUCUGGAAUACUAUGAGAAGCAGUCGAAUAAUCCGCCAGAUUAUAAGGAACUUGUUUAUCAGAAAUUCAUCGCCGAUAGCAGUUCAUACGCCACUUCAGCACUCAACGUCGGCCGUGACUCAACCGAUUGCUCGAAGGUCGCCGAAGAGCUACUAUUUUUGUCGCAAAUUUCACCGAAUUAUAUGAAUGAUGUAUUCGAGGCGGUGUUCAACAAGGAGCUUGCUAAGACAUCCCCUCUGAGUUUGGCUGAACGUCUGAAGGAAUUGGGCAAGUACAAUGCCAGUUUGUCGCAAUUAGCCACGAUCAACAUUCAGCUGCUUAAUCGCACCGAGAUCCAGUCAAAUUCGAGUGCGCAAGCAGCGGUGCUAGAAAAUCUUCAACAUUUGGCGAUCCAUCCAGAUUUUGUUGAGGAGGUGGAGUACUCCCUGCGUCUUAAAUUAUACGGAUUUCUGCCGUCCGGUAUUGGUUUGCUGUACACAGCGCAGAAGGUGUGUUUGCACAAGGCGAACAACAACAACGAUUACCUUUAUGAGUGUCAAGGUCCGACCAAUAUGUGCACCCGUGAACGAAACUACGAACGAGCAUCCUUCGAAGUGCAGCGCAAGCAAAUUGAUGCUAAGAACAGGACACAGUUUGCUUUUCUGAGUACCCAUUUUCUUAAUCACUCGCUGGCAAUAGAACAAACGGAAGUCACCAGGAACUUGUACGGUCGAGACCAAAUCGACUUGUGGCACGUGAAACAGGUGCAGGAGGGCGUGGCACUCCACGAUGCUGCCACAUCCGACUCCUUGAUCUGUGGCGGCAAUUCAACACUGUGGAAUAAAGAAAACCAUUUUGCAUACACGCUCGAGGCAAAAGACUUCGAUGCCCAUCGUGAGGAGUGCACUUGGAUCGUAGAGGAUUGCAGCAAUAAACAAUAA
This is a messenger RNA of Drosophila sulfurigaster albostrigata, 1257 nucleotides long. RefSeq lists its product as uncharacterized. The coding region runs from base 1 to 1257 and encodes 418 amino acids. The transcript has a single exon. NCBI's taxonomy places the organism in Eukaryota, Metazoa, Arthropoda, Insecta, Diptera, Drosophilidae. The record is from RefSeq and is a predicted model, not a curated record.